Molecule: messenger RNA, 2050 nt
Organism: Syngnathoides biaculeatus (alligator pipefish)
Lineage: Eukaryota; Metazoa; Chordata; Actinopteri; Syngnathiformes; Syngnathidae
Gene: ccdc74a
Exons: 7
Coding region: 602-1477 (291 amino acids)
Source: RefSeq, a predicted model, not a curated record
AUGAGUUCUCGAGGUCACGUUUAUGAACCAGCUCAAUGCGUAGUUGCGUUGAUCUUGAUUUUUUUUAAAAAAUAUUUUUAAUCUCAAAUUAUAGUGCGUAAAAGGGCACAAUUAACCUAAAACGUCUGAUAUAUGUUUACGUGAUUUAUUAUUCUUAAGAAGUUAAAGUGUGAGUAACGGAGGUGUCCACCAUGUGCCGAGUACCUGCGGACGUGUGGCUGUCGUGUUCGUAUGUAUAAAAUAUUGCGCACCCUUAUGUAUUUUAUGUUUGUGUCGUGAGCCCCACGUCGGUUCUUUAUUGACGAGGGCAAGGGGAGUCUCAGUGAAUCCGAGGUAACCCGAACGCGGCGUCAAAAGAGCCGGACUGUCGCCAUGGUAACUGGGCUCUGAACGGAGGGCAGUGGACGUUUGCCGAUUACAAUUGCACCAAAGCGUUAUAUUUAUAUUUUAUUGACGAGGAUUUAUUGUAAUUCGGGCAUUUUUGUGUGUGUGGUGACAAUGUUGGCGCGGAAACUAACGCUGCUACUCUGACGAAGUUGUCGCUAACCUUGCUAACGACGAGGGGCUUAGCUAACCUCAGCUAAGUGGAUGAAGCACGGCUAUGUCCGGUAGUCAGCUCCCGCCGGUGCGCCACCUGCCACAGUGGAGCCGAGUCGGGCGUCUCGGGGUGCCGUGCUCGCCUCGACGUUUACCGGCCAACCGAUUGCAGCCGCUGCCCGUCCCCCCCGCGGGGGAGCGAGAGGUGCCGAGGGCGACGACGGGGUCGGCCCACGGCGACGCCGACCCCCGCGUCGCCUCGCUGCAGAGGAAUAUCGAGUUCCUGCAGUACCAGCACAAAGAAACUCUGCAGAAACUUCACCAAGAAGUGGACUUUCUCAGAAGGGAGAACAAAGAGUUGAAGUAUAAGAUGAUUAUGGAAGCUCCCAAGCUAAGUAGAAAAGUUCUGAAACAUACCCAAGUGGGUGUUGGACCUGCUGUUCGGGGAAGAGAACCCCCACAGAACCAAAUGCUAAGAAGCAUGGGAGACUGUGUGGAGAUUCUUGGACCCGUCAGGCCAAAUCGCAAGUCAGAGCCGGUGGGGGGCCCGGUCAACUCACUGCAGCCCCUGCAAGUCCACAACGCUUCGUCUCAUCCGCCACGCGCGUCCACGCUGCGGGACUGUGAGCUUAUCAUCCGCCAACUGUACAAUACCAACAGUUUACAGUCUCAGGAAAUUGUACGCUACAAGGAGUUGCUGAGUGAUAUUGUGCUCAACAAGAGAAUCACCCCAGAAAACUACAAUUUGACCAAAGCCUACCUUGUGGAUGAUAUCUGCAAAUCCUCUGACAACACGUUUCCAAAACUGGAUCUGCAAACAGGAAAAAUGCCCGGCGUGACCUUGCCAGCGCUCUCGCAGAGCCUCAGCUCCUCUGUGGCAGAGCGCCAAAGGAGUCGUCGUGCUUUGCACAGAGGCCAUGUCAAGGCUACAGUGCGGUGAGAAGAUCCGGAUUAGCGGCCCCCUUCAGGACAGCCGUAGUCUUUUUAUUUGUUUUCACUGGAAAAGCUAAGUCACUCGCGACUGAAUGUAGUCUGGAAUUAUGUUUCCAGCAGCAGACUGUUUCAGGUAUUUAUGAUUCGUAGUGUUGGGAUGUCCCAAAGGAUUGCAUUCAUGGACAAAAGUGUUGGGACAUCAAACACUUACUCCGCUACGGUUUGGGCGAGCCAUUUUAGCGCUACUGUCAUACAAAUUUUCUGACUGACUGCCUUUAUUCGGAAACUGACUGACUUGAGCUUCAGACCUCAGGGCCACUUAAUCCAACGCUGGUGAGGGAUCAAAUGUUCUUCUGCAUAAAUGGACAAAAAUUCCUCAAUUUACACCAAAUUCUUGGGAGAAAGUCUGCCCAGAAGAGUGGAGCCUACUCCUACCCCCCCACCCCCCCUCAUGCCAGGUGUCCCAAUACUUCUGUCCACAUUCUGUACCUCUGCUAUUUUUAUGACAAGUAGCGUCUCAAAUCCAUCUCUAUGGCCGAACUUGUGAAGUUGUGUUUUUAUUAAAGAUGUGUUUUUCCGA